This is a messenger RNA of Mytilinidion resinicola, 699 nucleotides long. RefSeq lists its product as uncharacterized. Lineage: Eukaryota; Fungi; Ascomycota; Dothideomycetes; Mytilinidiales; Mytilinidiaceae. The transcript has 2 exons. Bases 1 to 699 code for a protein of 232 amino acids. The record is from RefSeq and is a predicted model, not a curated record.
AUGGCCACCUUCCCGGAAGCCGCGUAUGAAGCACUGCCUACGCCUGCAACGCCAAGAUCAGGAGAGGCUCUGACAUCGCUACUUGAUAUGAUCAAACGGGUCCCUGAUGACGAAGCGAGCAGCCAGCAUAAGGCUAGGCUCCAUCAGAAGGUGACGAAUGCCGCCCAGACAUAUCUUGCCAAAAUUGCACUCCUUUAUGACCGAAAUCAAUUCUUAGCCAAAAGUAACAACGAAGGCAAAGCUCGCCGAGCAGCCGACCAAGGAGUACUAAGGAUAGCAAAGGUGAUGACCUAUGAGGACCUCGAAAAGGCACGAGCGGAGCGCGCUUUGAAAGAUGCCAAGAAGGCUAAGAAAGAGGCUAAGAAAGCUGAGAAAGAGGCUAAGAAGGCUGCCAAAGAGGCUAAGAAUGUCGCGAGUGCUGCACUAGAGGCAGAGGAAGCUGCCACGGGUAAGAAAACACGCGGUCGAAAGCGGAAGAGCGCUGCGUCGGGGGUAGAUGUGGCAGAGCCAACGGCCAAGGUGGUGCGAAGAAGCGAAACACAGGUUGCGGAAGGUGAGCAAGAAGUAGGUGCUCCAGAGCCAAAGAUCAAGGCAGCGCGAACCAGCAAAGGGCCAGAGCCACCGCUAUCCACAGUGGCACAUGCGGAGGAUGAGACGGCACUAGAACCUUGGAGAGCCGCAGUGGCGCAAACGUGGUAG